Messenger RNA from Oryza brachyantha (malo sina), 1401 nucleotides. Its product is annotated as probable aquaporin PIP2-6. Gene Ontology annotation, molecular function: water channel activity. The record is from RefSeq and is a predicted model, not a curated record. Gene Ontology annotation, cellular component: plasma membrane. NCBI's taxonomy places the organism in Eukaryota, Viridiplantae, Streptophyta, Magnoliopsida, Poales, Poaceae. The transcript is spliced from 4 exons. The coding region runs from base 112 to 960 and encodes 282 amino acids. Gene Ontology annotation, biological process: transmembrane transport.
GCGGCUCGCCCCUCCACAUCCAUCAGAGAAGAGAGAGAGAGACGAGACGAGAGCGCAGGAGAGCUCAGAGAGUGUGUGGUGUGUGUUGAGCUUGCUGAAAGGGGAGCGGCAAUGUCGAAGGAGGUGAGCGAGGAGCCGGAGCACGCGCGGCCCAAGGACUACACGGACCCGCCGCCGGCGCCGCUGUUCGACGUCGGAGAGCUCCGGCUGUGGUCCUUCUACCGAGCGCUCAUCGCGGAGUUCAUCGCCACGCUCCUGUUCCUGUACAUCACGGUGGCCACCGUCAUCGGGUACAAGGUGCAGUCCUCCGCCGACCAGUGCGGCGGCGUCGGCACGCUCGGCAUCGCCUGGGCCUUCGGUGGCAUGAUCUUCAUCCUCGUCUACUGCACUGCCGGCAUCUCGGGAGGGCACAUCAACCCGGCGGUGACGUUCGGGUUGCUGCUGGCGAGGAAGGUGUCGGUGAUUCGCGCGGUGAUGUACAUCGUGGCGCAGUGCCUGGGCGGCAUCGUGGGCGUGGGCAUCGUCAAGGGCAUCAUGAAGCACCAGUACAACGCCAACGGCGGCGGCGCCAACGUGGUGGCCAGCGGCUACUCCAACGGCACCGCCCUCGGCGCCGAGAUCAUCGGCACCUUCGUCCUCGUCUACACCGUCUUCUCCGCCACCGACCCCAAGCGCAACGCCCGCGACUCCCACGUCCCGGUGCUCGCGCCGCUCCCCAUCGGGUUCGCCGUGUUCAUGGUGCACCUGGCCACCAUCCCCAUCACCGGCACCGGCAUCAACCCUGCCCGGAGCAUCGGCGCCGCCGUCAUCUACAACCAGAAGAAGGCAUGGGACGACCACUGGAUCUUCUGGGCGGGGCCGUUCAUCGGAGCACUGGCGGCGGCGGCGUACCACCAGUACAUCCUCCGCGCGGCGGCCAUCAAGGCGCUCGGUUCCUUCCGGAGCAACCCCAGCAACUGAGCUCUAGAUAGCUGCUUCUGCUGCUGCUGCUGCUGCUGGUGCUCCACCCUGGCCUGGCUGGACUUGGUCAUAUCGUCACCAUCAUCGUCGAUUUGCAUGUUCGAGUGAGAGUGAGUGAGUGAGAAGGGUGGGGGGCGUGCCAGCCAGGGUGCACGAUUUGUUUGUUUCUUCCAGCUUAAAUUAUCACCGUUGUAACUUGUUGUUAAUUAAACCGGUGGGGAUCUCUUUGUUGUAUGUACCUCGAUUAAUUAGUUUUUGCUUGUUGUAAUCAGUGUUAGACGCACAACAAUGUCAGUUCAGUCGAUCGGCUACCCUUUGUAAAACCGCUGUAAGAACUUCCACCAUUUGCCACGCAUCUGUUUGUUUCUUGGAUGAUGCUACUACUAGUGUGAGCAUCAGCCUGAUUCUGGUAUUAUUCAGUUGCUUUGUUAGCUUUAAUCA